AUGCAGUUAACACCUUUCUGCUUGAUGAUGUCCUGUAUUCAGGUCGUCCCUGACAGGUCUCAGUUCUUCAAGUACAACACCAUCUCUCUGAGCUGCAAGGACCAUUUGAACUCCACCGGCCUGAAGGUGAAGAGGAAGACGUCGGAUGGCGGCGUCAGAGUCUGCGGCUCCGGCUGGGGCACCAGCUCCUCAGGCUCCACCUGCAUCUUACAAAACACUUACCCGUCCGACACUGGGUUGUACUGGUGUGAGUCUGGAGACGGGAUCAGGAGCAACAGGAUCAACAUCACCAUCAUCGACAGCACUGUUCUCCUGUUGAGUCCGGCCCUCCCGGUGUCGGAGGGAGCUGCUGUGACUCUGCGAUGUCAAGCCGAGAUGAGAUCCCCAAACCACACGUUUAAUUUCCUUAAAGACAACCGCCUCAUCAGCAGCAGCGCCACAGGAGAGAUGACCAUUCAGAGAGCCUCCAAAUCUGAUGAAGGACUCUACAUUUGCAUCAUCCCUGGAUUUGGAAAGUCAUACAGCAGCUGGCUGAAUGUUGAAGGUUCUCCUCCACCUUCAUCUUCAGCUCCACCCACAGCUUCCUGUUCAUUCUCUGUCUCCAGACUGAUGUGUCACCUGUUGGUGGGAGCCCCUUACCUGCUGUCCACCAUCCUACUGGGACUCAUAUACAGAGACAGGAACAGAGCUCGGACGGUGGCAGAGAGAAGAGGAAGCAACGAUGUCAUCAUGGAAAUAGAUGUAUAGAACUACAAACAGGUAAAAAUGGAAAAUAAAUUCAGCAUUUUUUGGGAGCUGGCACCACUUGAUGUCCUAGAGAUCCAUUUUUACCACCAGCAGUUUUAUUAUCUGACUAUAAAUGAUAUUUGAUGUGUUUGUUAUGUUUCAAAUUCAAGAGUUCUUCAAAGCUGAAGACAUCCACCUUACUUUAUCUGAACCUCUGACCUUAUUUUGACUAAAGUGUUGCUGAUAAAGAAAGUAAAGCAUGCCCUUGUUGCACUUAUCAUCUUGUUUAGAUGAAAAUGUAAAUAGAUAGACAAUAAAUACAUUUUUUCACUGCUAAGGCUACAAAUAACAAAAUUCUUGUUUAAAAUGCUGCUGCCUGUGAAAAGGAAGUGGAGGUUGUUUGUGGUUUACAUUAUGCAAACAUAAUGAGGUGUCAAGUCUUCAGUCCAGCCGUCAAUUGUUUGUUUGGAAUCUUUCCAUUUGACAUUUCAUAUCCAUCCAGAAUUUACUCAAAACUUGACUCAAAAUUGAGUAAAUGACACAAAUAACUUAAAUCUUAAAUAGCCUUUUAGUGUUUUAUUCUUUUCUUUCAUUAGCUGUAAUAUAAAAUGUUACUUUGAAUGACAAACAGGAAAAGCUCAGACAUCUUAGCACUUAAUGUCAGUGGUUUUCCUGUGUAGGUCAGUUGUGGUGAGAUAAUUCAUAUUGAAACCAGGUCAGUGUUAUUUCUGAGAAGUGGAAACAUUGUGCCUCUUUAAAACCCACGCACACGACAUGUGUAAUGAAAAGAUUAAAACUGACAAUGUUGUAAAAUGAUUUUAAAUGAUUUUUUUUUUUUUUUAGUGUAAGUGCACUAGGAACAUAUAAACAAUGUUUUGGCACUUUUAGAUUAAUGAAUGUUUUUCAAAGAGAGAAUGGAAACUUGUGGUUUGGUUGUUGAGUGAAGUUACUCUCUGUUGUGUUCUGUGGCUAAAUCUCACAAUAAAUCUGUCUUUUAAGUUAAAUUAAAUU
Anoplopoma fimbria (sablefish) is the source of this 1737-nucleotide messenger RNA. RefSeq names its product V-set and immunoglobulin domain-containing protein 2-like. The transcript is spliced from 5 exons. Lineage: Eukaryota; Metazoa; Chordata; Actinopteri; Perciformes; Anoplopomatidae. Gene Ontology annotation, molecular function: transmembrane signaling receptor activity. The record is from RefSeq and is a predicted model, not a curated record. Gene Ontology annotation, biological process: cell surface receptor signaling pathway. The coding region runs from base 1 to 747 and encodes 248 amino acids.